Bicyclus anynana (squinting bush brown) is the source of this 3419-nucleotide messenger RNA. RefSeq lists its product as uncharacterized. Gene Ontology annotation, molecular function: zinc ion binding. The record is from RefSeq and is a predicted model, not a curated record. Bases 764 to 3061 code for a protein of 765 amino acids. Lineage: Eukaryota; Metazoa; Arthropoda; Insecta; Lepidoptera; Nymphalidae. The transcript is spliced from 3 exons.
GACAAAAUACUGCUAAAGUUCACUCAUAUUUGGCGGUAUUUUACAUUUUACGAAUAAAAUAAACAAAAUGUAAUAGUCAAACAUAUUAAUUAUUAUUAACAGUAAGCCGCAUGGUACAUUUUAAAAGCCGCAAUAGGUCAACGGUAAGAGCGGACUCAUCACCGAGAGUUGGUGGUUCGAUCCUCACCCCGUUUCUCUAUUGUCGUACCCACUCCUAGCACAGUUUUUCCCCGACUAGUUGGAGGGAAUGGGAAUAUUGGUCAUAUUAUAAAAAGAUAUGGCAAAUAUUCUUAAAAAAAAAUAACAAUAAUCAAACAAGUGUUUUCAAACGUAUUUAUUGUUUAAGUAUGUUCGACAUGAUUUACAAUAAAGUUAAAAGUAAGUUAUUUCCUGAAAAUUAUCGAUUACAAAAGUACUAUAAAGUAUCGAUACUUUUACGUGUUCCUAUGACAAGUCAUGCACUAUCACUAACAAUUCAACUGUGAACUGUCAGUUGUCAUUGUCAGUUUGUCACAUCACCUCGUAUUUUCAUUGCUUGCGUAUGCGUCUUGUUGUAUUUUUGUGAUAUCAUUGAUUUUCCGUACCUGUAUCUUUUUUAACGACCGCUUCUGUUUAUGGACACCGAUUCUCCCGCUUAACUACUGACUUGUGUUUGCCAAAGGAUUCCGACUUUCUGCAUUUUACGACGACAUUUAGCUGUGAUUCUUGGACUACGUAUCUGCUUAAUACUUUGGAUUUUGUUGUGCACCGAUUGUUUACCACGAUGGGAAGCCGUGUAGGACCUACACGUAUCAUGUGUGUGAAUUGCAACAUAUGCGUCAAUAAAAUGCGCCGAUAUCCCGCAUUGGCACUCGAUUCAAGAGUCACUGCUCUAAUCUGCAGCUGGGUAUAUCCUCAAAUUAUUUUAGAAGAUGACUAUGUGUGUGAAGCAUGUAGAGAUCUUGCAAUGGCUGCAGUAAAUGCCAACUUGCAAAGUGAAGGAGCUGGACCAAGUACCAGAGGUCAUACAAAUGUGUGCCUUUUAUGUGGCUGUUCAAUACUGCAAAGACAGAGUGACAAACUUGUAAAAGAAAACCCUACAGAAAUGCAGCAAUCUAUAAUAAAUGUUAUAGAAAGCAAAGUGGCGCCACGAGAGAUAUCUUCAUCAGAUCGUGUAUGCCAUGCUUGCUGGUUACGCACUAAAAGAGAAGUUCUACGUAUGAAUCGUCUUGACCAAAUUAGACCUCAAAUGGAUGCUCAACCAGAACCAAACCAGCAGUCGCCUUCAUCAGAACCACAGCAAACAACAGAACAGGAGCCAAUACAAAGAGUAACAUUGCCUGAUUACAGACGAGCACCCAACUCCACACAUUCUUGUGUGUUUCCAAAUUGCAACAGCAACAGUUUUCAUAACAUAUCAGACAAGUUACGAGCCACAGUUCUGCAUAACCAUAAGUAUUAUUUGCCAAAAUUGGCUCGUAUUUGUGAUCAACAUUUGACUAGUAAUUCCUGGGACACUUUAUUUGAGUGCGAAAACAGUAUUGAGACAUUCACAGUUGAACAAAUACAACAUGUAUUUUCUUUUGUAAAUGCAUUCAGCCCCACUCUAGAUUUUGAUGAUUUAGAAAAUAUGGAUGAACGUGUCUUUGAAUAUUGGAUAGGAUUAUCUAAAGAAAAAUUCAAUAUUUUAAUAAAUGAAGUCCCACGCAUAGCUGAACUGCGUAAAGGCAGUGUAGGUCUGGCUUCAUUAUUAAUGAAGAUGAGAACAGGGGAUUCGGAUGAAAGAAUUUCGACAUUAGUUCAAGUUCCACGUAGGACAUUAGAAAAAUUAAUGGACAGAAUAAGGGAGAUUUUGUGCCAAGAUUUUGUUGACAGACAUCUUGGUAUAUCUCAUAUGACGCGUGAUGAAUUAAUACAACAUAAUUUAAUAAUCCCCAAGGGGCUAUUUGCAAGUGACAAUAAUGCCAUUGUAAUUUGUGAUGGUACAUACAUAUAUAUAAAUAAAAGUGCAAACUAUAAGUUUCCAAAAGAAACUUAUUCAACCCAUAAAUAUAGGAAUCUCCUUAAACCCUUUUUAAUAGUAGCCAGUGAUGGAUAUAUUCUUGAUUGUUUUGGCCCUUAUAAAGCGACUACUUCAGAUGCUGUUAUAAUGAAUAAUUUAUUUAAUAAUGAAAAUUCUGCCCUAAGAUUGUAUUUUAGAAACGACGACGCUUUCAUACUAGAUAGGGGCUUUAGAGAUAUCAUUAGUCUGCUGGAAGGAUGUGGCUACAGACCAUUCAUGCCAGAAUCAUUGUUGGAGGGCGAGCACCAGUUAACAACAGCUCAAGCUAAUCGAAGCCGCUGUGUUACCAUUUGCAGAUGGGUGGUGGAAGUGGUCAAUGGAUAUUUUAAAAGAGAUUACAAAUUAUUACGUCAAGAAUAUUUCCAUAGAUCACUUCCCCACAUGAUGCAAAACUUCCAAAUAGCAGCAGCUUUGAUUAACAAGUUUGGUGUUCGCCUGCGUGACAAUGAAUAUGCUAGUGAAAUAAUUACAAUAAUUAGACAAAAUAUGUUAUUAGAAAAUAAUCUGGCUAUAAUGGUCGAGGCUUUAAAUAUGAACAGAAGAUCCUCGAACUUCAUAAAUAUUACAGCAGACAGAAACAAUAUAAGCUUCCCAGAAUUAGAAUACAGAGAUUUGAUUUUAGUCGCCCUGGGAACGUACCAAAUACGACAAGCUCGGUCGUAUUAUGGUGAGCACAUACGUUUCCAUGGCGGAUAUCGAAUCGAAGUAUGCAGUGAGCGAUUGCCAUCUGAAUACAAUCUUAGAGGCAGCGAUGACACCACCUUGAUCAGAGGCAAAAUAAAGUCACGCCAUGUGUCUAGAAGACAAUACUAUGUAUACAUUAUCAUAGAAAAUAAUGUUAACGGUCGAGGUGGUAUUAAAGAAUAUUAUUGUAGUUGUUUAGUAGGAAAACGCACUGUUGGAUGUUGCGCGCAUACAAUGACACUUAUAUGGUAUCUAGGAUGGGCCAGACGUCAAGAAAAUAUUACAGCACCGGCAGGUUUCCUUGAUGAAAUUGUAUUAAGGGAUGAUAAAGAUUAAAUAAUUAAAAAACAUGUUGUUUAAUUUUUUUACCCAACUUUUAUUUCCAUAAAUAAAAGAAGCAUCUGAAUUCUAAAUAUACGAGUAGAACUUCGUAUUCAACAGAUUUUCAUGAGGUACCCAGAGUAAGCAAAGCCUGGUAAAAUAUCAACUUUUGGACCAUGUUUCGUCAAAAUCAGAUGUAAGGAAGUUACAGGCGUUUGCUAUUAAUCUAUAAUUUGUUGGUAAGUAGGUAUAGCUAAAGUAUGCACAUUUAGGUAGAACCAACAUUUUAAAAAUGGAAGUAUUGUGCAUUCUGAGUCUUAAAAAGAGAUAAGGACCUAAUGAAUAGCUCUGUUUAAUAAUAAUCUAUACUUAA